Messenger RNA from Didymodactylos carnosus, 2013 nucleotides. Lineage: Eukaryota; Metazoa; Rotifera; Eurotatoria; Philodinida; Philodinidae. The record is from the annotation of a GenBank genome assembly.
AUGUCAUCAACUGCUCGUGCUACUGAUGAAGGACGCAAAAAAUCACUGAAAAGAAAGAAAGUCGAUAUUGAUGAACAGAGUGAGACGAGUAUUAGUCACCAUGAACGUGAAAUUGAUUCGGACGAUGAAGUUCCAUCGAAUACAAUUGGAAGUGGUGUGCCGUUGAAAUGGUACGAUAAACACGAACACAUUGGUUAUGAUUUAAAUGCGAAAAAAGUUUAUAAACCAAUACAAUCUGGAAAAAAAUCGGAUGAAAUUGAUCAAUUUUUAGAAAAAAUGGAAAAUUCUGAUUAUUGGAGAACAGUUUAUGAUGAUUUAACUGGUCAAAAUGUAACAUUAACAAAUGAUGAUAUUAACUAUAUUCAACGAAUUAAAAAUGCUCAAACAAUCGGUGAUGAUGUUUAUGAACCGUGGCCGGACACAUUUUCAAGUGAAGUAAUGAUUCAUCCAAUAUUGAAUACACCAGAAUCAAAAGCAUCGUUUAUACCGUCGAAAUGGGAACGUUUGAAAGUUGGUAAAUAUGUUCAUGCAAUUAAAAUGGGUUGGGUUAAACCUCCACCUCCAAAAGAAGAUCCAUUGUUAUCAAAUACUUAUGAUUUAUGGUCCGAUGAUAAAACCGAUUUAAAUUUACCACGUUCAUAUAUUCCUGCACCAAAAUUAGAAUUACCUGGUCAUCGAGAAUCCUAUAAUCCAUCAAAUGAAUAUUUGUAUGAUGAUAACGAAUUAGAAAAAUUGAGACAAAAACUGGAAGAUGAUUAUGAUGAAGAUGAACGUAUGACAAAAACAUUAUUUAUACCACAAAAGUUUGACUGUUUAAGACGUGUACCAUCAUAUGAUAAUUUUAUUUAUGAACGAUUUCAACGUUGUCUAGACUUAUAUUUAUGUCCAAGACAAAAACGACUAAAAGCAAAUAUUACAGAUAUUAAUGACUUAAUUCCAAAAUUACCCAAACCACAAGAUUUACAACCGUUUCCAAUUGUUCAAUCAUUAAUCUACGAAGGACAUAAAUCCCAAAUACGUUGUUUAACAUGUCAUACCAACGGUCAGUGGUUAGCAAGUGGUAGUGAUGAUUGUACAGUGAGAGUUUGGGAAAUUGAAACAACAAGAUGUAUGAGAAUAUUGACAUUUAGUAGUCCUGUUUUGUCGUUAGAAUGGAACCCAGUAUUAUCAAUAUUAGCCGUGGCAUGUGAAGAUAAAGUUAUUAUGGUAAAUCCAAAGUUAGGUGAACAAGCAAAAACAUUGUUUACUGAUGAAUUUCUUAAACAAAUUCAAGUUAAUCAAUCUGAUGAUCAAAAUAAGGAUAUUCAUUGGUCAAACGAAGAAAAUGAUGAAUAUAUAAGGUUGGAAAUUAAGCAUUUUGCUCGCGUGAAACAAGUACAGUGGCAAGGACGUGGAGAUUAUUUUUCGUGUGUGUUAAAUACAACAGCACAACAAUCAAAAUCAAAAUCUGUUGUUAUACAUCAUCUGUCGAAGUGUCGUUCACAAUUUCCAUUUAAACAUUUGAAAGGUCAUGUUCAAUUCGUUAAAUUUCAUCCGAAUAAACCGAUUCUAUUCAUAUGUACUCAACAUGCAAUUAAAAUUUAUCACUUAAUACGUCAAGAAUUGUUGAAGCGAUUAUUUGUAAACACAAAAUGGAUAUCAUCGAUUGACAUUCAUCCACACGGAGAUAAUUUAAUUAUUGGAGGUUAUGAUUCAAGAAUUAACUGGUUUGAUUUAGAUUUAAGCGUGAAACCAUAUGAAACGUAUCGCUAUCAUAAACGUGCAAUUCGAUCAAUUAAAUAUCAUCAAAAAUUACCAUUGUUUGCAUCAGCUAGUGACGAUGGUUCAUGUGUUAUAUCACAUUGUAUGGUUUAUCAAGAUUUAUUAAAAAAUCCAUUAAUCGUACCAGUCAAAAUAUUGAGAGGACAUAAAAUAACCAAUGAUAUUGGUAUUUUAGAUUGUUUAUUUCAUCCUCAACAACCAUGGAUAUUUACAUCCGGAUCAGAUUCAACAAUUCGAUUAUAUACAAACUAA